This is a messenger RNA of Trichoderma gamsii, 1101 nucleotides long. RefSeq lists its product as hypothetical. Bases 1 to 1101 code for a protein of 366 amino acids. The transcript has a single exon. The record is from RefSeq and is a predicted model, not a curated record. Lineage: Eukaryota; Fungi; Ascomycota; Sordariomycetes; Hypocreales; Hypocreaceae.
AUGGAGAAAGGCAGUGGGAGCGGCUCAGAUAACAAACAGGCCAAGGGCAGCAACAACAGCGAUGCCACAAGCAGUGCAUUUGCACCAGAUCUGCCCCAAGAGGUGAUUCCUUUUGAAGCAUCACAACCGCCAGCAUAUCAAGAGUCGCAUCUUGAGCCAUCGGCCUCAGCUUCAGCCUCAGCUUCAGCGUCACACUCGCUGUCACUAUCAGCAUCAGCAUCAACGCUACAGGCACCAGCAUCAGGCUCAGCCCUCGUCCCAACCGUCACCUCGCCAUUCAACUUCCCCAAGUACAGCAAAGACGGCUCCGCGGAAGAUGCCAGUCCUCCCGUCUACGACAACAUUGGGGCCUCCAGCAGUUCACAAGCCGCUCCACGACCCAUCGCCUUUCCUCAAGUCAGCCCGAGUCCGGACGCGGCGUUCCUCCCAGCAUAUGCCCCUGUACUGCUUAGCUACGGCAUCACCGAGCAGACCUGGCGCUCCUUUCUCAACACCAUCUCUGCCUUCUUGACGGCCAAGAUAUCAGACCGUGCGCUGUCACAUGCCACCGAUGUAGCUGCGCACAUUGGCGAGAACCCCAAAAACCUGGGCAAGAACGUCAUCGCCCAAGCCAAGUCCAUAGGCAAAAACGUCACGCGGGACGCCAAACGGGGAAACAUCAUCGGCGCCGCCGUGGGCCUCAUCGGAGGCUCCAUUUCGCUGCCCAUCUCGACGGCCUUUGGCAUCGUCGGCACCACGCUGUCGCUCCCCGGCUCGGCCAUUGGCGCCGUGACCAAGAAGCCGAAAACCCCCCAAGACAGAGCGGCGACAUAUGCGGCCGUUGCAAACGAAGAGUGGCUUCACAGGCGCGGCUUACACGCCCACUUGUUUGAUUCGGCGGGCUUGGCUCAUCUUUUGGGCCAGCCAUUGGACAGCUUUUUAAGCAGGGCGUGGGAGACAAAAGGGGUUGACGCUGCGGGACAGAUGAGAGCGCUGGAGCCGCUGAUUGCUGGGCUGGAGAUUGAUGAGAUGGCGAACCUGCAGCUGAAGACGCAGACACUGUGGCUGGUGCUGAUACCCGGACAGCCGGCCUCUUCGAGCGAGAAGAAAGGAAAGAAUUGA